AUGCUACUUGGAUGGUUUGCCGAAGCUGCCCUUGUGUCUCGUGACGCGGGCGGUGGCGCUACUACCACUGACGCUGUAACUGGCGUUCAGCGGCUCGCUGCGACUGAGGCGGAUGCGCAUAGGAGAGAAAGAGAAGAGUGUCGGGCCGAAGUGACGAGGGAGGCUGCGCAACUCCCUCUAGUGGAGGCGGGGUGCACCCUUGUUGCGGAGAACGUGCGGCCUGUUGUGGCGGCAGCAACGCCCGUGGGAGAGUCGGAACACGCUUUGAGUGACGCAGAACCGGCUGCAGCCGAGCUGGAGGGCCCCUCCCAGGCGCAGCCGUCCCCGAGCGCUGUGGCCGACGUCGUCUUGGAUCCCACGUUUGCAGAAGUGUCGCGGCCCUGCUCCGCGCCUGGCGCCAAGAAGGGCGGCGAUAGCAGUGCCGCCAUGACGGAGGCUGCCACGGCGUAUCUGUUGGAGCGGGCAGGCGCGGCUAUAGAGGCGAUGGGGGAGGCCGGGGACUUGUCAUACUCAACGCUAGAGGUAAAACUGCGGCGUGGUUUACUGGAGGCCGUCUCCACCCCCGUCUCUCGCCCCGGUGAAGUGACGGAGGAGUGGCGUGCCGGUCUUUGGGCCUUGGCGGAGCGCGUCGCCGCCGACUUCAUCUUUUUUGCGUCCAAGCAAAAGCUACGGGGCGUGGAUGAGAGCAUCUGGCACGGCGAGGCGUUCCUCACGCCGGAGGAGGUCGCGGCCCGCGCCCUCGCCGCCGUCACGCCGCGGCGCUGCUUUGAGGACCUGCAGCCGAGCGACUUACGCUUCCUGGUUCACCACUACGUGGAACUGGCCCGCAAUGGCACACUCAACGAGGACGUGUACAGGGAGGCGCGGCUGUGCGAGAAUCUCUUUGAGCGACGCGACGAGAAUGUCGCCUCCACGUUGCCGCCGCCGGUCUGCCGCGGUGGCAGUGCGAGAAAAAUUGGCGCUAGUAGUGGUGGGCGAAGUGCUCUUGCCGUGAACCAACGCCGUGCGGGGCUAACGCAGUUGGUUCUCGGGCAUGCUUUGGACAACCUGCUGGAGGACACGGUUGCAGACACCGCGAGGUGGGUGGCCUCCCUUGUGGCAACGUAG
This is a messenger RNA of Trypanosoma conorhini, 1107 nucleotides long. RefSeq names its product kinetoplast DNA-associated protein. The record is from RefSeq and is a predicted model, not a curated record. Bases 1 to 1107 code for a protein of 368 amino acids. The transcript has a single exon. NCBI's taxonomy places the organism in Eukaryota, Euglenozoa, Kinetoplastea, Trypanosomatida, Trypanosomatidae.